UCUUUACGUUCUUAUCUUUGUCUUCACCAAAAGUAAAAUAAAAAUAAAAAAUAAAACAAAAACUACGACAGGCUUUUGUAGUUUGUUCAUUUCGUCCCAUAAAACUUCGUUUGAGACUCCAUAGUUUGCUUGGGAUGGAGGGGUUUAGUUGUUGUUUUCUCGUAUUCGUUUCUUGAUUCUGCUUUUGACCCUUUUUUAUUUUUAAUCCCAUUCAUUUUUUGAUAACUGUUUUUUUCUUUGAUUUUUUUAAUUAAAAAUUAUAAGAUUUAGGGGUUUCAAACGCCCACAUGCAUGUUCUUUCUUGGGGUUUGUCUGAUCUGGAUUGGAUCACAAGGCUCGGUCCUUUACUUAGUUCCUUUUCGACUUCCGAAUGAGAUGGAAAUCUAGAGAGAGAAACACAGAGAGAUAAAUAUUAUAGAGAGAGAAAGAGAGAGUUUUCUUGGUUUGGUGGGGUUGAGUGCCUGAGUUUGCAAUCUUGGUCUCUCAAGGAAGAAGGAGAAAGAGAAGAAAAGAAAAGAAGAUAGAAAGAAAGAGAGAGAUUACUAGGGAAUUUCUCGAAUUUGGGGUCAAUUCUGAACUGGGUUUUUUUGUUCUACUUCAUGGUGUUAUUGAAUUCCAAAUUGGGUUAUUGAUUCUCUCUCAAAAAACAAAACUGAAAAAAAAAAUAUUGCACAUUGAACUGUGGGUCUGUUUGAAUUCUUAUAUAAUAUAAUAUACUCCUGAGAAUGGCUGGCAUUGACGUUUCAAAGUAUGCUCAUAGCCCUGUUCAUAAGGCCAUAGCCACAAGGGAUUAUGCCACUCUCAGGAGGAUAUUGGCGGGUCUGCCUCGCCUUUGUAACCCAUCUGAGAUUCGCAAUGAAAACAUUUCUUUGGCCGAGGAAGAGAAGGCUGAGACCAUAUCCGCUGCUAUUGAUCGCCGGGAUGUCCCGAAUCGCGACACGCCUCUUCACUUGGCUGUCAAGCUUGGCGACCAUACGGCCACGGAGAUGCUUAUGAUUGCUGGGGCGGACUGGAGCUUGCAGAACGAGAGUGGUUGGAGUGCGCUUCAGGAAGCCAUUUGCAAUAGAGAAGAAGCUAUUGCCAUGAUUAUAGUUAGGCAUUACCAGCCAUUGGCAUGGGCAAAAUGGUGUAGGAGAUUGCCUAGGUUGGUUGGGACAAUGAGAAGGAUGAGGGACUUUUACAUGGAAAUUACAUUUCAUUUUGAGAGUUCUGUGAUUCCUUUCAUUUCUAGGAUUGCCCCUUCGGAUACUUACAAGAUUUGGAAGAGGGGUGCGAAUUUGAGGGCAGAUAUGACUUUGGCGGGUUUUGAUGGGUUUAGAAUUCAGCGUUCGGAUCAGAGUAUUCUUUUCCUUGGUGACGGGUCGGAGGAUGAGAAAUGCCCUCCCGGGUCAUUGUGCAUGAUAUCGCACAAGGAUAAGGAGGUAAUGAAUGCUUUGGAUGGUGCGGGUUCUCCAGCAACCGAAGAAGAGGUUAAGCAAGAAGUGGUUGCAAUGUCCCAGACUAACAUAUUUAGGCCCGGGAUUGAUGUGACUCAGGCGGUUCUCUUGCCUCAGUUGACUUGGAGGCGGCAGGAGAAGACGGAAAUGGUCGGAUCAUGGAAGGCUAAAGUGUAUGAUAUGCAUAAUGUGGUGGUGAGUAUAAAGUCGAGGAGGGUCCCGGGGGCUAUGACAGAUGAUGAGUUCUUUUCAUCUUGCAAUGACAAUGAACCAGAAAGUGAGGAGAUUGAUGAUAUCUUGACCGAGGAUGAGAAGAGACAACUUGAAGCUGCGCUUAAAUUGGAUACGGCAGAUAUGGCUGUAGAGAAUGGUGAUGGAAUUAUUGGGCAUCGACAUAGCUGCUAUGAGCAGAGGGAGAUUCCCAUAGAAGAUGUCAAUGGUUGUAGAAAUGGGGAGACUAAGCAAGAAAAGAAAGGUUGGUUUAGUGGAUGGAGGAAAAAAGAUACUAAGACAGAAGGGCCGAAGAAAAUAGCCCCGCCUAGAAAUUCUCUAUGUGUAGAGGAGAAGGUGAGUGAUCUGCUUGGGGAAUCUCCGAGUAGAAAUCAGAUCAAACCAGGAAGACAUUCUGUGGAGAUUGUGAGGACAGAUGGGCACCGAAGAGGAAGGGAUACUAGAGCUUCUUCUUCUACAAGUUCCGAGAACAGAAAUCGCCACAAGGACGGGGGUCGUGAAAAUGAGUAUAAGAAAGGAUUAAGGCCUGUUCUUUGGCUUUCUCCAAACUUUCCACUGCAGACAGAGGAACUCUUGCCAUUGCUUGAUAUUCUAGCAAACAAGGUCAAGGCGAUCCGUCGUUUGAGGGAACUUCUUACAACAAAACUUCCUAUGGGAACCUUCCCUGUCAAGGUUGCUAUCCCCGUGGUUCCUACUAUCAGAGUAAUCGUGACUUUCACGAAGUUCGAAGAAUUAGCACCGUUGGAUGAAUUCGCAACACCCCCGUCAAGCCCUUCUGCUGCUGGCAGAGAGAGUCCAGCAGUGACGCAGUCGUCUUCUAGUUCGUCAUGGUUUCAGUGGAUAAAAGCCCCUUACCACCGCUCUAGCUCGUUCACCAGUAUUUCUAGCAGUAGGAUAGAAACUAUUCAAGACCCGUUUGCGAUUCCCUCAGAUUACACUUGGAUUACAGCCGAAGCAAAGAAGAAGAAGAUGCAGGAGAAGAACAAGUCAAAGAAAGGGAAAAGUCAAAACCAAUGAGGCCAUGGUUGGAAUUGAGGCCAGACUGUGUAAUAGAUUAGAGGAUUAAAGUUCACUUGAUGAACUUCCUCGGAUACCAAGUAGGAAAUAGUGUUUUAUUAAUUCAUGGAUUGUGAUUACAGUAAGAAGGAAAAAGAAAAAAAAAAGAAACAUGUUUGAGCUAUGCUUCUAUAGAGAAGUAAAUGAUCCUUCUUUUCAAAUUAAAACGUAGUAAAAUCAUUGUGGGGUUGGGAACAUGAAAAAGAAAAAAAGUUUAUAUGAUGAUUCUUGCAACAAAUUAAAAUGCUUUGCUGGAAUGC
Messenger RNA from Morus notabilis, 2983 nucleotides. Its product is annotated as ankyrin repeat domain-containing protein 13C. Lineage: Eukaryota; Viridiplantae; Streptophyta; Magnoliopsida; Rosales; Moraceae. Gene Ontology annotation, molecular function: protein binding. The record is from RefSeq and is a predicted model, not a curated record. The transcript is spliced from 3 exons. Gene Ontology annotation, cellular component: cytoplasm. Bases 726 to 2684 code for a protein of 652 amino acids.